This is a messenger RNA of Caenorhabditis angaria, 2318 nucleotides long. Lineage: Eukaryota; Metazoa; Nematoda; Chromadorea; Rhabditida; Rhabditidae. The record is from the annotation of a GenBank genome assembly.
AUGGGUGAUCAACGUCGAAAUCUUUUAAUGAGACGCGAUGCAAUGGCAUCAAUCGACAGGGAUCUUUUGGCGCAAGCACUACAACGCCCAACGGCUCAAAUUGCACCAUUAUCCUCCCGAAACAUCAUCCCCACACCCAUUCAUGUCAAUGAGCCGACACCGCCGCCAGUUGAUCCAAUACCAGGAACGCGUUUUCCGGUUCCUGAAGUUGUUGAACGACCAAAAACACCAAGACCAUCACCAAGGGUAUCGCCAAGACUUUCGCCAAGAACAUCGCCAAGAAGAAAAGCUGAAGAAUCGAUUGAUGAAUUGAGAGGAGUUGCAAAAGUUCCAACGAUUGUUGUUGCGAAUGAAAAAGUGGAAGUUCAGCAGAAAAUCGAAGAAAUACCGCCGGUUUUCAGUAAUCCACAUAGUUCGCAUGUUGCUGUUUCAAAUCAGCAGCAAACUAUUCAGAAUCCCGUGAAUAUUUGGACAAAUCCCAAUGUUACACAGUUUCCAAGUUUCGCUGCUCCAAUCGGUUUGAUUUUUUGAUAUUAAUCCAAUUUUGCUCACAAUUUUGUGCCUUAACUUGCAUGAAACAUUACAUUAUUAAAAAUCUCCCCAUUUCCGAUCUUCUAAAAAAUUCUCAAUUCAAUUUUUUUCAGCAACAUUCGGCUCAACCACAACAACAACACCUGGAACUUCAUUAUUCUCAAGUGCAAAGCCAACCCUUGGAGGUGGAGGAGGUCUUUUUGGAAGUUCAACAACUACUUCAACCCAACAACAACAGCAACAAGCACAAGUAAAUACACAACAACAAGUUAUUCAAAGUUAUCAUCCAUUUGUUCGAGCAUGUGGAAAUCCGCAACUUAUGGGAACUGAUGAUGAUAAAGUUAUUGCUCAUUUGAAUCAAGUUGCUGCUGCUUUAGGAAUUGGAAAAGCACCAUAUAAAGAUGGAAAUCAGGUGCAAACUCAUAGUAUGGAAGGAAACUUCUUUGAGAAAUUUGUGGUUAGUUUAUUUUAUUUUUCUUUCUAGAGUUUUUUGGAAAAAACUCCAAUUUUUCCAGGGAAUCGGCUAUAAUAAAAUUUCCGACCGAACAGAUGAUGAAGGAGUUGUUUCACUUGUUUUGAAUGUUCCAAUCCAAGAAAUCGCCUCAGAUGAGAGAAAAUUGAAAGUUCUUGAAGCAAUCACAAAUAUUCUUGGAAAUCAACAAAAUUUGAGAGUUGAAUAUGCUCCAGGAACCACUCAAUUUAGACCAAUCUCUGAAAACGCCACUGAAAUUUCAAUAAUUGUGAAAGAAGGUGGAUUUGUUGUUGGAGCGUGUAAAUUGGCGCAAGUUUUGAAUGAUACAAAUCGAUUGGCACAACUCGAAACACAAUUGAAAGUUGAUCGAAAUCGAGUGCUGCCAAAAGUUGGAUUAUCGAAAGCGCAAAAGGAGAGAUAUUUGGAGACUGUUCCAAAUGGAAUUGAUGAAAGAAUAUGGAGACAAGCGAUUGCUGAAAAUCCAGCACCAAAUCGAAUGUUGCCAGUUGUUGUAAGAGGAUGGGAAGCAUUGAGAGAUCGACAGAAAUCACAAAUUGCUGAAAGAAAGGUUUAUCAAGAAGCGCUGGAAUCUUUGGGUGAAAGAGUUGAAAAAGUUGAGGUUCGUAGCUUUCGGGCAAAAUUUGGGAUCUCUAGAAUUUAUUAAUUCAAAUGGUUUUUUUUCUCAAAUUGGGUUUCUAAUUGUUAAACAGAAGUUAUCAAAAAAAUUUGGAGAAUUGUUAUUCAUCUUUUGACGCCCAACUUUCCACGUCAUCAGAUAAUCCAAAAAAUUCAAGAAAAUUUUUCGUUAUUCUCAGAUUUACUCCUAAUUUUUUUUCUAAUUAGAAUUUCAAAAUUUAAAAAUGUGAUAAAGUUUAUAAGAGAAGCAAAAUUCCAAUAUUUCCAGAAUGAGCAUGCACGAGCUCAAGUCGAAAUUGAAGCGAUUCGUUGUCGUCACAAACAACUAUCAUAUCGACUUUUGCGUAUUUUAUUGGCUCAAUGGAUCACUCAAAGAUAUUCGAAACAAGUUGAUACAGAUGAAGAUCGAAUUGAAGCACAAACUGAUACUCUUUUGGCCAAAUUGAAUCGACAUAAUCAAUUGAAGGAUUGGAUUCGUAACUUCUACGAAACCCUCGAAAACCAUGGCGACAAAUUGCGUGCUGGAGCUGAAAAGGCGUAUGAUAUGUCACAAGAAGAUCAACAUUAUGCGCGAAAAUUUUUGACCGAAAUUUUGUAUAUUGGCGAACGAUUGGUGGAAACAAAUCAAUUACAAAUGGAAGAUUUGGAAGCAAUUCGGCGAACUCUGGAAGGCGAAUAA